AUGAACAUAAUCAUGUUUAUAUUUACCCUAUCCCUGGCCUUGAGCAUUGCCCUAACCGCCCUAAACUUCUGACUGGCCCAAAUAACCCCAGACUCAGAAAAACUAUCCCCAUACGAAUGCGGAUUCGACCCACUAGGCUCCGCUCGCCUCCCAUUCUCAAUUCGAUUCUUCCUAGUAGCAAUUCUGUUCCUGCUCUUUGACCUAGAAAUCGCCCUCCUACUCCCCCUGCCAUGAGCCACACAACUCCAAUCUCCCACAACCACGCUAACCUGAACCUCCACCCUAAUCCUUCUCCUCACCUUAGGCCUAGUGUACGAAUGAAUUCAAGGAGGACUAGAAUGAGCAGAAUAA
Molecule: messenger RNA, 351 nt
Organism: Pseudopodoces humilis (Tibetan ground-tit)
Lineage: Eukaryota; Metazoa; Chordata; Aves; Passeriformes; Paridae
Source: the annotation of a RefSeq genome assembly